UCACUAGUGUUUGAUCUCGAUGAUUUUAGACAUUUUUUCCGGCUAUCUCUGCAAACAAUACCAGUGAUGAAACAAGAAAUAUAGAUGAGAACCCCCGAUUUUGUGACGUCGCACUCGCGCGUCUAUCACGAGUGAUUUCUGUCGUUGGCAUUAGCAAAAAGUGUGCUCGGUGGUUUCGUGCUCGUGUAUUUCAUCAUCAUGUACUAGAGUGAUUUAAUAUAACUCGAGUGUUUUUUCACCCUUAAAUUACUACCCACAUUUAAAUUAUUAUUUUUUCCUUAAUGGAUUGAUUGCAACAAAACGUUCAAAAUGAAUGGUGGUAUGAGAUCCUGCGUUAAGCUAUGCUCAAACUCACAACGACUGCUGUACAGUACCUUUGGGAGAACUAUUAGCCCACAACAAAUGGUAGUCAACAAUUUCAAAUCUAUUCUUGACCGCAGUUUCUCCUCGUCCUCGGCACAAUUUUCUAUUGAAAAUAUUAUCUCAUCAAUUGAAAAAAAAUUACUGGAGCACCUAGAACAAGAAAUCGGCCAACCCCAAACAAAGGAAAAAGCAGACUCUGAAGUUUGUGGUUUCGAAAAAAAAGUUGACAAGAGUGAUGUUAUUUUUAUUAGCAAAUCUCUUCCCUAUGAAAAAAUUUCAGUCAGGUUUAACACCACUCAUUAUGCAAAGGUUGAAGAUUACAAGGAAACCAUUGACAACGAGACUGACGGCGAACCUUUCAAAUAUAAAAUAAACCUGAACUUCGGUGUUGAAAUCCAGAGAAAGAAUAAUGCUACCCUCGUUUUUGAAUGCAUUCUUAUUCAAAAUCGUACUAAUGAAAAUCACAUUCAAGAUUCAUUACCAGAUUCGGUGUUGAAUGAUUCCUCAGCUCAUCAAAUAAAGGAGCUGGAUGGGACUUCUUGUUAUGGAGUGGAAACCGCUCGUAUCGAUUUGGAAGAUAAAAAUACAUACGUCCAACAAUUCAUUCCACGUUUAAAAGACAUGGCUACUCUUGUAGCAACUUUAGAAACGUUAAAUUAUUACUACACGACUCAAUGCUGUGGAAAAUUUGAUCAUCUUGAAAAAAAUGUGCACGGAGUAAUCGAUAACUUGAUGGUACCAAACCGCAUCACAGAAAAAAUCAAAGCACUUUGUACUAAGAUGAGAAAAGAACUGCGUUGUCUUUAUUCUGAAAUUCGGAGAUGGAAAAGUGUAUACGGUUGCGCCGAUUACAGUUCGUAUUUUUAUCUUUACGGACUAGUUUGGGACUCGAGUGGCCACAUUGACGACAAAAAAACGAUAGAGAAAGCUUUAUCUAGUUUGAGACAUUGGAAUGAUGCCGAUUUCGAAUUCGAAAAAAUAACUAAACACUGUUUAGUGGAUUAUAUAAUGGAUUUUCCUCUGGAUUCAUUGAGUGAUGAGUUCAUCAGAAAAGUGGAAGAAAGACAAUUAUUUGAACAUCAACUAACGUAUUACUGGAUAAAACGUAAAACAAGGACUAAGCCUAUUAGGCGACACGACGUAAGCUACAAACAGUAUCAAUUUGCUUUAACUGCUGUGCUUAAUUCGUUGAAACAUGCUUCCAGCAGUCGGUAUCAGUGGUCUGCGUACGAAUACUUCUGGGAUUGUUUCGAUAAAAACGAUCAAGUAGAAAUGACUAUGAAUUUAAUUCGAAACGAAAAUUACAGAAAAUACCAGAAGAUUUUAUUCUCAAAAUUGAAUAAAAAUCAGCUCAAGCGUUUGUAUUCUGCAGCACCUCUUAACAUUAUUGUCAACUUUUUAUCUUUGGGAGAACUCGAACUAGCGAAAGCGACUUGGGAUCGUAUCAAGUUGACCAUCGAAUGUGAGAAAUACGAACUUCUACUUGAACAAAUCUGGAAGAAUCCGAAAUUACAUGUAAAAAACCGUUGGCAAUUUUCAGUUUAUUCAUGGAACACAGCACCCUCGAAUUUAAUCGAGUACCUGAUAAAUGUGAAAAAUUGUCAAAUUGCGGACACGCUUUUGCAAGGAAAACCAAUGCUUAAAAAUUCCAGUAGGUGUAAAUUUUUGAAAGCUGUGUUGUCUCGAACAACGCUCGAAUUCAAACAGAAAUUUUUCCUGCAAACUGGACGAUGUUUGGCAUUGAACCAUCCGGAUGUGUUCAUUUCACUGAUUGAUCAUUGUUUGAACGAAAGUGACAGUGUGGCAGUCAGAGAAAAUUUACUGAUCGAAGCAAUGGAGAAUCCACCAGCUGGAAUUAUGCACCGUUUUCGAGAUUUAUUUUUGUACUCGAGUCGUGAAGAAUUUGACAAAUUCCUCGAGUUAUUCACUUCGAAACCAACUUUACAGACACAAUUCAAGCAGUGUUUGUUAGCAUCUGAAUUACUAACCACCAGUGUACUGUGGAAAACUGAUUAUUGGGAAAAAUUGUGCCAAUUUAUAGACGAGUUGUAUCCGAACCGAGAAGUAGCUCGAUAUCAAAAGAGGAACGUUGUUUUCACUUUUUUACGGACUCAUUGCACUUACCACGAUUGUUAUCGACCAAAUGGUGAUGAAAAGUUUACCGAAAUUGAUAAUCUCUUAAAUCAAGUCCUUACCCCUCGAGAAGUAAUUACUGCCAAAGAAAAUAUAGCUAAUAGUUUUCAGCGUCGUUAUUUUAGAUCUUUGAAAAGAAUGAAUGUGCUGAGAUUUGCCAAGUGGUGUUACUGCGGUGAUGAAGAAAAGAUAGAGGGAUUCAGACGUUCGCUUCCAAUUGAUAAAUUAUUUCGUGGUCUUUUGAGUGAAAUAGUUGAACGAUACGUUAAUAGCAGAGAUGCAGAGUUAUCGUUUUCUUCAUUAGACGAACUCUUACAUUGGAAAUUUUCAUCGAAAACGAAUGAAAUAAAAGAAUUCAAGUCGCGUGAAUUAAACAAAAUCAUGGAGAGAAAGGCAGAAGAAAACCAUUUGUGGAAGACGCACAUAUAUCCGCGUGUCCUGAAGGAAGUUAUUGAAUGGGUUUUCCAUGGCGAUGAGCGCCAGAUUCGAGAAUUUGAGCAGCGUUACUCAGAAACGGAUAUGAUGAAGAUUAUUCACUGGAUGGGUUUUGGAGAAGAGUCCGACUGCUGCGGAGAGUACUACAGUCAUACCAGUGAUGAAUCAGAUGGUGGAAGACGCCAUUUUCCUAAACGUGACGAUUCGUGGUUAAACUCUGACACUGACUUUACCGAUAGCGAUAGUGAGUUUGAUGAGUUUGACUCUGACUAUGAAAACUACCUAUCAUAGCAUGAACGAAGAGUCUGACUAAGUGACUACCUAUAGUGCGACUGAUUCUAAUUUAUAGAAUUUACAUAUACCAUACCUACAUUUUUUAUCUACUUACCUUCAAGAUACAAUUUGAUAAUAUUCAAUACGUGUGGAUUGAAACUUGAAAGGUUCACAUUUCGUCCAGUUGCUUAUUGUUGACUCAUGACUAGCACAUAUGUAGGUAUACUUAUACCUACCUAUUUUUACAAAGUUUUAGCUUUUAUUCAUUUUGUAUUUGUAAUCUACCUAAUACAUAUUAUGAACUCUUA
This is a messenger RNA of Planococcus citri (citrus mealybug), 3512 nucleotides long. RefSeq lists its product as uncharacterized. Lineage: Eukaryota; Metazoa; Arthropoda; Insecta; Hemiptera; Pseudococcidae. The record is from RefSeq and is a predicted model, not a curated record. Bases 310 to 3222 code for a protein of 970 amino acids. The transcript has 5 exons.